AUGCCUCCCCAUUUUGCUAACACUGUAUCGGGUGCAGCAAUCGUAGGGACAUAUGCCUUGGCCAAGGGUAGAGGGCAGGCAGUCGCAGCUCUCCUGGCUUCGUCUGCGGCUCUCAACUGUGGUAUUGCGGGAGCUACGUUCUUCGGCAUUCGAGAGUAUCUCGUGCAAGCUCAUCCAGAGGAUGGGAUACACCGUGGACACUUGACUUGGUGGGAUAUGCGCACACACAAUGUGCUGGAUUCCCUAGUGAGUGGUGGAAUCACUGGUGGCAUUUUACGUGCAUGGAGGCAUGGGAGCCGUGGAGGAUUGUCAGGUCUCGCCAUGGGUGCUGUGGGGUGUACCCUUCUCCAGUAUUCGGCCAACGAGCUCGGCAUACAACGCGUGAAAUUCGUGUCGCGAAGACUGGGCAUAGCAACGCCAGGGCAACAACCUGUUGGCUCCUCAGAACCAACGCGACCGCUCGGGCAACGAAUAGCGGGUCUGUUAGGUUUCAAAAGCCUAUCGGACGAGCAAUUCAUAGCGCAAAUGAAACAAGAUCGGGACACUUACAUGAAGAGGAUUGCCGAGCUCGAGAAGCUGCAGGAGGAAGAGAAAGGCAGACGAUAG
Heterobasidion irregulare TC 32-1 is the source of this 606-nucleotide messenger RNA. RefSeq lists its product as uncharacterized. The record is from RefSeq and is a predicted model, not a curated record. NCBI's taxonomy places the organism in Eukaryota, Fungi, Basidiomycota, Agaricomycetes, Russulales, Bondarzewiaceae. The transcript has 5 exons. The coding region runs from base 1 to 606 and encodes 201 amino acids.